Messenger RNA from Parnassius mnemosyne (clouded apollo), 1734 nucleotides. The record is from the annotation of a GenBank genome assembly. Lineage: Eukaryota; Metazoa; Arthropoda; Insecta; Lepidoptera; Papilionidae.
AUGGAAGAUUCCUACAUUAUCGCCAACUUUCAUUCUCUUUGCCGCCUUUGCUUAAAUAAAAGUGCGCUUACCACAUCAAUAUUCGGAACUGCUCCUGAUGAAGACUCUAAUAUGACUCUAACCUCUAAAAUCGCUGAAUGUUUUGAAAUGCAGAUGGACCCUAAUGAUGGACUUCCAGGAAGGAUUUGUUAUAAAUGUUUAUUUAAAGUGAAUAAGUGUUCGAAGUUUAGAUUAAAGUGCAUUCAAAAUGAGGCAAGAUUAAAGCAAAUUACAAAUCGUGUCAAUGAGUUAGACAAUUCCAAUUCAUCUGAAUAUAGUAAUUACAAUAACUAUAAAAAUAACCAUGAAAUUCAGAAACCUAAGCCUGAAGAUUAUAUUGUUGAAGAUAGUGUGGUAAUGGUUGUUGAUCCUAGUCUUGAUUAUGACUCCUCUGAAGAAUCAGAAAAUAUUGAACAACCUGAGAAUGAAACAAUUGACCGUGAUAACACACCAGAGGGAGAGCCAAUGUCUGAAUCUUUUUUUAAGAAUGUCUUCAUGUGUCAAUAUUGUGAUCAAGCUUUUGUUUCCCAAGAGAAAUGUAAAGAACAUGAACAAGGUUAUCACGAUCCAAACAUGCCCUAUAAAUGUGUUGAGUGUAGUAUAGUCUUUGCAGAGCGUAGUCAGUAUGUGCAACAUACCAGACAUGUUCAUGGAAGUGAUAAACCAUACAACUGCCCUGAAUGUGAUAAAUGUUUUGGUAGAAGAUCAGAUUUAAGAAAGCAUUCUAUAGUCCAUACUGGCAUAAGGCCAUUUCAGUGUCAAUAUUGUCUUAAAAGUUUCUCUCGUAAUACAAACUUAAGUAAACAUUUAAGAAUCCAUGCUGGUCAUAAACCACAUGUAUGUCCUAUGUGUCCCAGAAGUUUUGUAGCUAAAGGAGAUCUACAACGUCAUGUUUUAGUUCAUUCUGGUAUGAAACCUUAUGCUUGUCGUAAAUGCCCUCUUACAUUUGGUAGAAGAGAUAAAUUAAUAAAACAUCAAUUAAAACAUGGACACAUUAGCCCAGAACACAAAACAAAUGAAUCUGAAAAUGAUCAGGAGACUCAUGACAUGGUUGUGAAUGUUAAUCCUUUUAGUAACUUAAUGUCUUCGCCUACACAGCUUAAUCCCGAUACUGCAAUGAAUUAUGACUUUCCCAGAGUACCAGAUCACAUAGUUGGUGAAGGUAGUUUUAUAAAUCAAGUUAGAAAAAAUCCACCCACCUCUAGUAAAUUAACUCAAAGUUCACCAAGUAAACCAAAAAUGAGCACCAAAAAUAAACCUAAAAAUAUAAAAUGCCACCAGUGCCCUAAAAGAUUUUCAUCAUUAGAUGCCUAUAAAACACAUGUCUCAGUUGCCCAUAUUGGAUCUAGAGGGUUUCAAUGCAAAGUGUGUUUUAAAAAAUUUUCGAGGAGAAGAGAAUUAGACCGUCAUGCAACACUCCAUUCAGGAACAAAAUGUUUUUCCUGUAACCAGUGUGAUAAAAAAUGUAAUUGUAAAGAAAAAUUAGAUAGCCAUGAACAAAUGCAAGAGUGUGUGGUUGUCAAUAUGCCAUGCAUUGAAUGUGGAGCAACUUUUAAGAAGAAAGCAGAUUUAGUUGCACACAUCAAAUCACACUUCAGUGAUAAUUUUGAUGAUAAAUUUAAUGAAACAGAAAUUAAGAAAGAGACUGAAACUGAUUUUGAACUGCAUGAGAAUUUUUAUGAAUUGGAAACCUGA